This is a messenger RNA of Neogale vison (American mink), 5174 nucleotides long. RefSeq names its product DENN domain containing 2A (gene DENND2A). Lineage: Eukaryota; Metazoa; Chordata; Mammalia; Carnivora; Mustelidae. Gene Ontology annotation, biological process: retrograde transport, endosome to Golgi. Gene Ontology annotation, cellular component: actin cytoskeleton. Bases 110 to 3382 code for a protein of 1090 amino acids. The transcript has 20 exons. The record is from RefSeq and is a predicted model, not a curated record.
ACGGAAACCUCCAGGUGAAGCGGAGAUGGACCAGCCCUGAGUGGAAGGCACAGCUCCAGGAAGCCAGCUGUCACUUACUUCGCGACUCGGAGCUCCUCUUGGUGCUGACAUGAUGACAGUGUGCAGCCCGGCCAAGGGCAGCCGCAGCCAGACCGAAAACCUGAGCUACAAAUUGGCUGACAAGGUCAAGGUGGAAGGUCCAAAGGCUGGGGAAGACCCUCGAAGGCUGCCAAUUAGGUCCCCCAUUCCUUUGCCAGAGACUGAUCAGGAUUCACCCCCUAGAAGAAGCUCACUGGAAAGUCUCAGUAACCUGAUGCUAGAGUCAAGAGUGAACUGUCUUCAGCAGAACAUGUUCAGCUCAGAUAUGAUCAUCAGCGACCCAGCUUCAGGUCUCAGUGCUAAAGAAGCCAGCAAGGCAGGCAAGAGGCAGCUCAGCGGUGUUCAGAACCCCUGUCCUCCUGCCCAGGGAGGGGCCCUGCACAAGCCCCUCAGCAUAAAGGACAAGAUAUCCAAAUGGGAAGGGAAAAAGGAGUUGCCCACCCCUGCACCCUGCAGGAGAGCAGAUGGGCAAGAGGACUACCUGAUGUCUUGUGUGAUGGGGAGGAGGAGCAGUGAUGGUGUGAGAACGUGGGUCACGGAGGUGCAGGAUGGAACCAGGCCUGAGACAGAGAGCAAGGAGAAUGAGAGGAAUAAAGGGGUCAUGAAAGUCGGGGGACAAGAUGCAGAGCCAAGGCAAGACCUCAGCCAGCCAGCCAGGCAGCUGGCUCCCAGCUUGGGCAGAGGCCGAGAGCCCAGGCUGGGCAAACAGCGCUUUCCGAAUGACAGCCUCUCCGUGCUGAGGCAGGUCAAGAAACUGGAGCAGGCUCUGAAGGAUGGGUCGGCGGGGCUGGAUCCCCAGUUACCUGGGACUUGUUACUCCCCACACUGCCUGCCGGACAAGGCUGAGGAGGGGCCCACCCUCCCUGAGAACCGUGGGGCCGGGCGUGGCUUGGAAUUCAGGUCCCACCACUGGGACCUGGAGGCCAGGGACCCCACCCCUGAGGCUGCAGAGGAAAGGAAAGGCUUGUGCAGGAGACCCUGCGACCAGAGCCUGGAGGGUGUGGACAGGGGCUCAGAGGGCUCCCCUGCAAAACCCUUCAUCAACCCCCUGCCCAAGCCCCGGAGAACGUUUAAACACGAUGGAGAAGGGGACAAGGACGGGAACCCAGGCAUCAGCUUCCGGAAGGAUAAAAGACACCUGCCUCCUCUGCCUUCUCUACCUCCCCCGCCCCUGCCCUCCUCGCCCCCGCCCUCCUCUGUGAGCAGAAGACUGUGGACCGGGAGGCCGAAACCCAGUGCUGACCACAGAAAGUCCUAUGAGUUUGAAGACUUACUGCAGUCUUCCUCUGAGAACUGCAGGGUGGACUGGUACGCACAGACCAAGCUGGGGCUCACACGCACUUUAUCCGAGGAGAACGUCUACGAAGACAUUCUAGAUCCGCCAAUGAAGGAAAACCCUUAUGAGGACGUUGAGUUACAUGGUCGCUGCCUGGGAAAGAAAUGCGUCUUGACCUUUCCUGGUUCUCCCACUUCUUCCAUUCCUGACACAUCGUCUAAGCAGUCAUUGGCCAAACCGGCUUUUUUCCGGCAAAAUUCAGAGAGGAGGAACUGCAAGCUGCUGGACACCAGGAAGCUGAGUCGGGAUGGAUACGGGUCCCCUUCCAAAAUCAGCCCCCCCUCCACUCCCAGCAGCCCUGAUGACACUUUCUUUAACCUUGGAGACCUGCAGAAUGGCAGGAAGAAGAAAAAGAUACCCAAGCUGGUGUUGCGAAUCAAUGCCAUUUAUGAGGCCCGGAGAGGAAAGAAACGCGUGAAGAGGCUGUCCCAGUCAACGGAGAGCAACUCAGGAAAAGUGACAGAUGAGAACAGUGAGUCUGACAGUGACACGGAAGAGAAGCUGAAAGCUCACAGCCAGCGCCUGGUCAAUGUGAAGUCCCGCCUGAAGCACGCUCCCAGAUACCCCUCCCUGGACCGGGAGCUCACGGAGUACCAGCAGAGGCAGCUGUUCGAGUACUUUGUGGUCGUGUCCCUGCACAAGAAGCAGGCCGGGGCUGCGUAUGUGCCAGAGCUCACCCAGCAGUUCCCGCUCAAGUUGGAAAGGUCUUUCAAGUUCAUGAGAGAGGCUGAGGACCAGCUGAAGGCCAUCCCUCAGUUCUGCUUCCCCGAUGCCAAGGAUUGGGCUCCCGUCCAGCAAUUUACCAGCGAAACCUUCUCAUUUGUCUUAACUGGAGAAGAUGGGAGCAGACGGUUCGGUUACUGCCGACGACUACUGCCUGGUGGCAAAGGGAAGCGUCUCCCUGAAGUUUACUGCAUCGUGAGCCGCCUGGGAUGCUUCAGCCUCUUUUCAAAGAUCUUGGAUGAGGUGGAAAAACGGCGAGGCAUCUCUCCUGCCCUGGUACAGCCCCUCAUGAGGAGUGUCAUGGAGGCCCCUUUCCCAGCACUGGGAAAAACCAUCGUUGUCAAGAACUUCUUGCCAGGAUCGGGAACUGAAGUGAUUGAACUGUGCCGCCCGCUGGACUCCCGGCUCGAGCACGUGGACUUUGAGUCUCUCUUCUCCUCUCUCAGUGUCCGCCACCUGCUCUGUGUUUUUGCCUCCCUGCUUCUGGAAAGGAGGGUCAUCUUCAUCGCAGACAAGCUCAGCACGCUGUCCAAGUGCUGCCACGCCAUGGUGGCCGUCAUCUACCCCUUCACCUGGCAGCACACCUACAUCCCCGUGCUGCCGCCUGCCAUGAUCGACAUCGUGUGCUCGCCGACCCCCUUCCUUAUCGGCCUGCUCACCAGCUCGCUGCCGCUGCUCCGGGAGCUGCCGCUGGAGGAGGUCCUUGUGGUCGACCUCGUCAACAAUCGGUUCCUCAGACAGAUGGAUGAUGAGGAUUCCAUCCUCCCCAGGAAGCUUCAGGUGGCCCUAGAGCACAUUCUGGAGCAGAGGAAUGACCUGGCGAGUGACCAGGACGAUGGGCCCCCGGACUGCAAGUACGGCCCCGAGUCCAGCCCCUUGAACGAGGUGGUGUCCGAAGCCUUUGUCCGCUUCUUCGUGGAGAUCGUGGGCCACUACUCCCUGUUCCUGACAGCAGGAGAGCGCGAGGAGAGGACCUUGCAGCGAGAGGCCUUCCGCAAAGCCGUCUCCUCCAAGAGCCUCCGCCGCUUCCUGGAGGUUUUCAUGGAGACCCAGACCUUUCGGGGCUUCAUCCAGGAGCGGGAGCUGCGCCGGCAGGAUGCCAAAGGUUUGUUUGAGGUCCGAGCCCAAGAGUACCUGGAAACACUCCCCAGUGGAGAACACAGUGGUGUCAAUAAGUUCCUGAAGGGACUCGGCAAUAAAAUGAAGUUUCUCCACAAGAAAUAACCUUCAGCUCAGCUUCAAGGGAAAACUUCUUCCUAGUUAAAUCCACAUUUUUAAAAAACAGUUCCUGGUGGCCUUUCUGAAACGCUGGGUCCUGGGUGUCACAGGUGCGGGAUAAAGGCCAGGAUGGCUUCUGGCUACCCGAGGGCCUCCCCAGGACCCAGGGCCCAGCAGGUGCUGCUCCUUCAGAACAGCCCUGGGAAGGAGACCUGAGACCAGGCAUGGCACAACAUUAAAAUGGAUGGUUUGCGUUGUUGGGUUUGGGAUUUUUUAUAUUUUUACUCUUAGGUAUUAAAAGAAAGAAAAGUGUUUGGGUUUUCUUUUUAUUAUGCCAGAGCUAAGAAAACUCUGGUGCCUUGUGCCGUGGUGCCCUGGUUCAUCCUGCCUGGCAGCUGGGCUCUGAGGCCAAGAGGAGACGAGGAAGAGGAGGGCAGGAGCAGUGACCAGGGACGGGGAAGCAAGGCGCCCCUCUGGGUAGGGCCGGGGACAGAGGCAGGUGUUAGAGGAGGGCAGUGGCAGCCUUACAACCCUCGUGCUCACAGGUGUUGGGGCACGAGUCCUCUUGAGGAAUCGGCGUGUCUGUGGAAUGGGGCCCUCUCCAGCCUGAAGGAAGAGGGGGAACGGCAGAGGCGUUUGGCUUCAAGGGCUGAGCUGCACUUCCAGGCCGGCCAGGGACGCCACCUGGUGGCCGAGGCCGUUUGUCGUGCUGUCCACUCCUCUCCGGGCCCCAGUAGACCGGACACUUCCAGUUGGCUUUUCCUCUUCAAAGCCAUAGAACCAUCCGCUGCCCAAGCAGUCCAUGACGCUUAGAGGGACACACAAAAGAGAUCUCCUCAUACGAUCUGUUAAUAAAAUAUUCUUGGGGUCCAUGUAAGCUGAAGCUUUGACCCUAUUCCCGUUUAUAUUGUAGGGAAUGUUUCCCCUCUCGUUGUAGGCGCCCAGAUCUGCAUAAAUGGAGGGGCUUCUGGUAUUGACGUUUACAAGACGGGUCAUCAGAACUUUGGGGCUUAGCUUCGUCAGACUCCUGCGCCGGCUAGUCGGCUUGCCCUUUCGGGACCAGGAGCAGAGAGGUGGGAGCAGAGGCUGUACCCCAAGUCCUGUCCUGCAAGGGCACAGCGAGGAUGUGGGAAGAGAAAGUGAGCAGCACUGGCAAGUUCUCAGGCAGGCCUCAGGGCCGCCACUGUGGCCCACCGACCCGCUGCUUGCUGACCCCUCUGGAUGGUACCAGAGUCCCGACAAAAACAUACUAAAGGGAUGUGCCCUGACCUUGGCAAUGGCCCAAGGAGUUGUGCCACUUGGCACAGGUUCUCACCUUUAGGGAGUUGGGAGCAAGGAGUCGUCUAAGGGAAAAAAAAAAAAAAAAAAAAAAAAAGAGGAAAACGAAAUGAUUGAUCUCUGUCUACAUUAGAGGUUCUUAACUCGAGUCUUGGAUGACCCCCUUCCAUCUGGAAGUUACAGCCAAGAUUUGGUGUGUCCAUUUGGUUUUUAGGAGAGAGGAUCCGCAGUUUAUAUCAGAUUCUCAAAGGGGUGCAAGGGCGGAACCAGGCUAUGCAGCACAGUUAGCCUGGGUAGGUAUGUGUGGUUGGCGUUGCGGGGGGAGACGGAAAGGGAAUUGAGUGUUGGGGGCUCAGGAAUUUGUACCUAAGAAGCUCCUCGGAUUAGUUAAUUUUAUGAAUACCAGUAUUCUGCCCAGAGAUGAUCACUUUUAAUAUUUUGGAAUAUACCUUCUUUUCUAACUUAUUUCAUAUUGUUUACUUACCACCUCCAAGUGAAUAAAUACGCAUCUUUGUCAACA